AUGGCAACCCACGUAGCGCCCACCGCCGCGGAAUGGCACCCCGGCGAGCAGGCCAUGCACCGACUGCUGCGCGUCCCGGCGCGCGACAACCCCACGGCGCGGGGCUUCCUGCCGCCCUCGACCGGGUCGCGAAUCGCCGCCGCGCCGCUGCUCGCCGUCGGCACGCUGGAUGGGAGGGGGAGGCCGUGGGUGGCGGUCUGGAGCGGCGAGGCUGGGUUCUGUAGGCCGGUUGCGCGGGGGGUGCUGGGGGUGCGCGUUGAGGGGACGGAUGUAAGAUGGGAUCCUGUUUUGGGGGCUUUAUUUGGAGGUGGGGAGGGUGCAGGAGAAGAGGAUGGGAAAGGGAGAGGGGGAAGGCAAGAGGGAGAUGGGGACGACGGGGUUGUCCGGCCCGAGGGCGGCAAGGUCAUGGCGGCGCUGGCGAUCGACCUCGAGACCCGCGACCGGGUUAAGUUUGCCGGCCGCAUGCUUGCCGGCUCGGUGGCCAGACGGCAGAAUGGCGUCGGCGGCCUGCAGAUGGCGGUCCAGGUCGAGGAGGCGCUGGGGAACUGCCCGAAAUACUUGAAUAAGAAACACAUCACGCCGCAUCUCCCUUCACCGCGCCUGGUGUACGAGGGCAAGGCUGCCAUGCCGCAGUGGCUGCCGCGGAAGGCGGUCGAGCUGAUCCGCAGGGCGGACUUGUUCUUCAUCGCUAGCAAGCACGGCGGCCGCGACAGCAUGGACGUCAACCACCGCGGCGGCGCGCCGGGAUACCUGCGUCUUCUGCGCAACGGCGACGACGGAGGAGGUGGAGGAGGAAGAGGGGGCUUGACCCUCGUCUACCCGGAGUACUCGGGCAACCGUCUGUAUCAGACCCUCGGCAACCUGCACUCGGACCCGUGCGCGGGAAUCGUGGUGCCGGACUUCGAGCGUGGGGACGUGCUGUACCUGACGGGCAGUGCGUCGAUCCUCGUCGGUGCGGAGGCGGCGGUGUAUAUGCCCCGCGCGAAGCUGGUUGUGCGCAUCGAGGUUGAGGAGGCCCGGUUUGUGGAGGAUGGGCUGGGGUUUAGGGGGGAGGCGGGCGAGAUGUCGCCGUAUAAUCCGCCGGUCAGGCGGCUUGUGGGGGAGGAUCGUGGAGGGGAUACCGAUGCUGGUGGUGGUGGUGGUGGUGGUGGUAGAGGAGAUGGCAUCGUCACAGCGACACUGGUCAGACGGCAGGAGAUUACGCCCACGAUCGCGCGGUACGUGUUCCGGCUCACACCCAGCACCUCACGCGUGGCAGCAGGGGCGGCGGCGGCGCAGCCGAUGAGGGCCUGGCUGCCCGGCCAGCACGUCACGCUCGGCUUCGCGGGGGAGCUCGACGCCGGGUGGUCGCAUAUGCGCGACGACGACCCGGGCAGCCUGAACGACGACUACGUGAGGACGUUCACGGUCAGCGCGCCCAUCGACCCGGGAUGCGUGGACGGGCGGGGCGGUGUGCGCGAGGGGGCGCGGCCCGAGGUCGAGAUCGUAGUCAGGAGACACGGGGCCGUGACGGCGUUGCUGGCGCGGUGGAAUUUGCGGACGCCGCUGGAGGUCCCGGUGCUGGGGUUUGGAGGGCUGGAGGGGUUUGCUAUGCCGGUUUUGCGGGAAGGAGACGAUGAGGGUGGGGAAUGCGUGGUUGUUGCUGGAGGCGUCGGCAUCACGCCCCUGAUGGCGCAGGCCGCCGCCGUGCUGGAUGGCAGGCGCGGAAAGGGGCUCAGGGUGCUGUGGAGCCUCCGGGGCGAGGACCUCGCGCUUGCCGUGGAUGUGCUCCAGCGGAUAUACGGGCUGGGGGAUGUGAUGAAGCUCUUUGUUACUGGGCACGUAGACGAGAAGGCGAGGGUGCUUGUGACUGCGGUUCAGGGGCUCGGUGCUGAGGUUUUGGAGAGGCGCGUGGGGGAGGAGGACGUGUUGAUGGCAGGGGGGAGGGGGGUGGCAAGGCGCAAGUUCUACUGCUGCACGGGGCCGGCGAUGAUGAAGACGCUGUUGCGGUGGGUGGAAGGCGAGGAGGUCGUUCUCGAGAGUUUUGAGUAUUGA
Messenger RNA from Anthostomella pinea, 2034 nucleotides. Lineage: Eukaryota; Fungi; Ascomycota; Sordariomycetes; Xylariales; Xylariaceae. The record is from the annotation of a GenBank genome assembly.